AUGACGUCACAGCCUUUAGCGAUCACCAGUGGGUCGGGAUUCAUUCAAGACGAUAAGGUGAACGAAUUUCAGACACCCGAAAUAUAAUUGAAUUUUCAGGUAUUAGUAGAUGCCCUGCCGUAUUUGGACACAGAAUAUAACGAAUCUGAUCGACAAUACGCGCUAAAACUUAUUGAACAUGAGUGUAAAGUGAGUAUUUGGAAUUUCUUCAAAUAUUAUACAAUUUCUUAGGUAUUCCGGCCGACGAAGAAUUAUUUGAAGCAUUUGGCGGUUCCCGAUUUUGAUGCUUUCCUUUCCCCUUGUAUGUUGAAGGAGAUGACCAGAAUAAGCAAGAAACAGGUUUCCAUUGAUAAUAUCUGAUUGAUACGUCAAUCAUGCUGUGUUUAGGAGAUGCCGAAGCUUGACAUGACCCGAUGCGAACUUCCGCCUCCUUCAGCCAAAGGAAUCGACAAGAAACUUUGGCGAAAAGUUCGAUUUCCGCUCUUUUGCCAAUGAUAGGGUUUUCAAAGAAGCAAUAGUCUGUUUGAAAAGUUUUCAAAAAAAUUUUCAUAGGGUUUUCAACGAGAAUCACUGUGAUCAGGUCACAGUUGCUACUUUUGAGAAGUUUGAGGUUAAUAUUUCACGUCUUCAGAAAUCAAUAAGGAAUUAUCGUCAAAAAUGCAUUUAUUCGAAAAAUUAGGGUUUAUUGUUGAGUGAAAAUUAGUAAAAAUUAGUUUCUAGAAAAUCAGCCGUGCCACUUGAUGAGGACAAAAUUUUAGAAAUCAUUUUUCCCAUCUCGCAAUUUUUAAGUUAUGAUGGUUUCAAUUUGAGGUGCUCCGGAAUGCAAAAGCUCAAAACGAACAUUUGGUUCUGAGGCAGACGAACUUGGAGCUGAUGGAAGAAUAUGCUCACGAGAGCUAUCUUCAGAGAAAUAAGGCCUUGGAAAAGGCUCUCACAGAAACCGAGAAAAGCUUGCGGAAAGUCAAAGAAGAGGUUCUUGUAGAGGAAAAUCAUGAAUAUCCUUGAUCUUGAAGGUGAUGGAAGUUCACGCGACGAGGAAACUUGCGCAGAUGGAUGCUGGCAACAAAUUGAAACAGUUGGAAACGAAUUGGGUUCACAUGGUCACCAAUAACUACAAGUUCGUUUAUUGAUUUACAUCGCGAGUGAAUGUUUUUUUCACUUUUAAAGAUCUUUUUGAAAUUUUCAAGUCAUGAAAAAUGGACCAAAUUCGCAGUUUUUUCUGUUUUUUGUCACAAGUAUUUUUUCUAGAGAAAGCUUAUUUUCUUCUCAAAUUUUGCCUCUUUUCUCCUGCGAUUUUUAUAGCCUAUUCCUCGCCAGCUUGUCACGUUUUUCUUUCCGCCGAAAGCAACCCUAUACCGAAAUAGAUCGAAAUUGAGCAUUUUCGCUUCAAGACCUUUGUUUUUUUCCUGUCUUUUAUAGCAGUUUUGUAGAGCGAAGGUUGUACUUACGGUAGCUUUUUAUUUUCUGUGAUCUUAAAAUGUGACUAUCCCUCGCGAAACGCACUAUAGGAAAGAUCUGAUAUUACUAUUUUCAGAAUGGAGCUGGCGAACAACCAAAUGACGCAGCAAAAUGAAGUCGCAGCCAAGCGGCUAAAAGUGGAUCCCUCAGUAUUCCAAGAGAGACAAAACUACAUUUGAAACUAGUCUUCACUUAUAUAAUAUAACAUUUUGAAUGUGAAAUAAACUGAUCUCCAUCCAUCUUUUUCCUUUCGACAGACGCUUUGUUUACUAGAUAUUUGCAACCGUUUUCAAAACAGAGAAACGCAGGUUUUUCGGAACACGCCCGUCCGUUGUAAUGUGAUUGAGAUAAGGGCGGCCACGUCCCCCCUUUUUUUUUACACUUUGAUGAUCCUUCGCGAAAUAUUUUGAUUAGGAUUGUUUUUUUUCCGUUUCGCAACGCUUCUGAGCAAUUAUUUUGAAAAGUCGGAAACUUUUUCAACAACAAUUGGCUCCCGCCCGUUUUCUGUUGACUCACGGCGGUGUAAAACAGUUCCUCCGCGGCCGUCGCUCUUCAAUUCCUUUUUAUUGAGUUUAUUUGUGUUUCAGCGAUGGCGAUGGCUCCUCCAAAUGGAGAUAUCGGCGCCAAAACCCCUGGUUUGUUGUUUUGUUUAUAUUUACUAACAGUUCAUCGUGAACUGCCUUCUUUAGGGUAGUCUAGCGCCGCUUUUCAGCUUAUCUUUGUUUGCCCUGGCGGCGAUUUUUAUCUAGUCACUUAUUAGUGCACCAUUGACCAGAAAAGAUGUACAAGAGACAUGCGAAACGUACUAAAACAAAAUAUGAGCCUGAAAAACUUUCGCAGAAAAUGUUUUUUAUUUUUUGAUUACUGUGGUUAGAGUGGACGCGUACACUUAUCUACGGUGAAUCCAGUAUAUUUUACGACUAUUUUAAAUUUAAUUUUAUCGAAUUUUUCUUCAAAUUUCUUAAAAUUUGUCUUGUCUGAUUUUACAGGUUCAAAGUAUUUUUCCAAGUUUUGAAAGUAAAAAAACUUAAGUGUAUCAUUUGCGAUUCUCCCGAUUUAAUUUCAAGUGUUGCCCAAUGAACACACAGUUUCAUGAUUUUCCAGGCUCGAAAAUGACUCUAAAUGCAUGAAUAUUGUUUAUUUAUCUCAAAACGUUCAGAGUGCUUCGAAAAAUAAGAAGGGAUUUGCGGAGAAAAAGUUUAGAAAUACGGAAAAAAACCGCAAAUUUUUUUCCAUUGAUUUAUUGUAUUUUUCAAAAAAAGAGAAAAAUCAUUGCCGAUUUCAACAUGAAAUUCCUUUUUUCGCACAUCACUCUAUUUUUUAUGAGAAAGACGUUGGUUUUUUUUUUUUGAAAAACGCCAUUCUGUUCUUCAAUUCCAUUCUUAUGUAAAGAUUGUUGAAAAAUUUUAAAGGGAGCGCAAUAUUUUCGAUUCCAAUUGUUGACGAUUUCAAAUGGCGCUCUCAAAGUAAUUUUGAGGUGUCGCGAACGUGUUUUAACGACAUUAAAAAGCCUCUUCGGCGAACAUCUAUUCCAUGCAUCUUCUCCGUGGAACCUCGAUGGUUCUGAAUUUCUGAAUACAUUUAUUCUCAAAGCAAGAUGCUGUUUUUUUCUGAUUUUAUAGUCAAAAGUCUCCAUGACAACCUGCGGAUCGCAUUUUUCUGAACGUUUACCUUUCAACUAUCACGUUGCUUAUAUCGGUUUUUGUUUGAACAAUGGAAGGCAAUCGUAGGUGUUCUUGCGCCAAGAAACUCGGGUAAACAUCCCAAAAUUGUAUGCUCCUUCGCGCGAGGCACAGCGAAAUGAGACAAACAACGAUUUGUCACUUUGCAUGCGUCUCUCCUAUCGCCUUUUUCCUGACAAAUGCUCGCCAAAACCAUUUCUUUCUCAUCUCAAACUUAUUUCAUAAAUGUGUAAAGAUGUAUUUUUUUGUUUUUGUAGCUUUUCAAAAUUUUCUCAUGAAACGGGAUUUUUUCUUUGUUUAUGGCUCAAUUUUUGAAAAAAAUCUUUCUUAUUAUAUCACAUAUUUCAUUUCUUCAAAAAAAGUUCUUCUUUCAGCAUUUUCUUAAAAUUUGAAACAAUUGUUUUUUUAUUCAAAAAAACUUUCCGCUUUUUUUCAAAUUUCCAAUUUGAGCUUAUGUGAAACAAAUAAUUUAAUAAUUGAAUCAUUUUUUUAGUUGUUAAAAAAGACUGUGUUAUAACGAAGAGACCAAAAUAACAACGUAUUUUGCUUCUUCUUUUUUUUGCAAAAGUUUUGCUCGAAAAAGCCGAAAAAUGAAUAUUUCAGUAGCAUUUUGCUCCCAAACUGAAAUUCAUGCGAUUCAGAAAACAAAUCUAUGAAGUAUUUGUCUGUUAAAAAAAUUUCGUACAGAAUUUUUGAUGGAGGAAAACACUUCAUAUAAAUUCAUAUGGUUAAAAAAAGUUCAUUCCUUGCUAUCAGUUCUUAUUUUUGAGCAUUCGUUGUGAAACUACGCUGAGGGAUCGAAUUUCAGGAAAACAAAUUUGAGUAAACACGACGUAAUUAACUAUUAGAGGAAUGAGACAAACAUUCUGCUUUCAUAACUUAUAUCGAGAUGAGACGAGUAACAUACUCAAAAAAAUAUCUUUUAUUAAAUCAAUUCAUUAAACUUGAGAACUAAUUCUGGAAAAAUUGUCUGAUAGAAGUUGUUAAAAGAAAAAAUCUUUUGACACAACUUUUCUCUGCUUCUGAAUUUCUUAAAUAUGCGCUUUAAAUCCAUAAUAAGUUCUAUAUCCUUACCUUUUUAUUUCUAUUUUGAAGCUUCUCCGAAAUAUCAAGUUUCAGGAGGGAGGAUCGUGGAAAUGGGGUGGCAAUCGUACGUUUUUCCCCUUUGGUCGGCAGCGCCAUUCUGUCGACUUUGGCUUUUUUGAUCGGAAAAUAUAAUUAUUCGUACAUUUUUAUUUUUCUCAUCAUUGCUCUGAGCGUGGGAAAGACCUAUUUAUGGAAAAAGAAGGAGAGAAGGUCGGUUUUCGACUCUUUUUCGGGGAGUUAUUCUGUUUUUUGAAGGUUAUUGGCCUUACGAGUGGCGGCGAUUCGAGAAAAAGAAGUCGUGAUGGCCCAUUUGCAGGACCUGCCGGCCUGGGUUCAGUUUCCUGACACGGAAAGGGUCGAGUGGAUCAAUAAGGUUCAUUUUGAGCUUGUUUCAUUUUUGAGGCAUCCUAACUCUUCACAAAAAUUACGCGUACCGGAUUUUACAGGAUCUUUCCUUGAUUACUUUUCUUUUUUUGAAUUCUAGUUUAUUUCUCGUUCCAUCAAAUUAAAGCUUUUAUCAACUGGGUGAGAACAUCCUUCUUUUUUCACUUAUAAUCAGAUUUUGAAAAAAGGAAAAUUUUUGAAAUUAAUCUUAUUCAUUUGAAAGUUUAAACUUUGACUUCAAUAGUCUUCAAAUUAUCAGUUUCAGAUAUUGCUUUCAACUUUUUCAAUUUAAAAAACGUCAGUUGCACUUAUUUUUCUUGUUUUUUUAUUAAUUUCAUUUUUUUAAUUAUUGAAAAUUUAUUUGUCUAAAAAAACAUCAAAAGAAUGUGAAAAGUUAGUAAAAAAAUUACCGCUAUUCGAAAAAUUCCAUAUAAACUCUAUUCCUUCUAUGGAUAUAACUUUGAUUAUAGAAUUUUUCGAUCGUUUCAAUUUUUGUAUCUCUAAAAUUCCGCCUUUUCAGGUCAUUUUGCAAUUAUGGCCGUACAUUGGAGAGUACGGCAAGUUCUUCAUGAACGAUUACAUUUUACCUCAAGUAAAGGUUUGAAAAUUCGCGCCAUACAUUUUGAAGACUGUUAGUUUUUCAGUCACAAAUGCCGUCCAUGUUCAAAAAUUUCAAAUUCACCAAGAUGGAUAUGGGCGACAUUCCAUGCAGAGUUGGCGGUAUCAAGGUGAGUUUUCGGGAAUUUUGUCGAGCGAUCCUUCAGUUUUUUCUUGCUUUUUUGGAAGAAAAAUUUUAGGAAACUUGAAUUUUUUGACAAUGAACUAUAUUUGAAGCUUGGAUAGGCUUUUGUAAAACGCAGCCAGAAUAUUAAAAGUCAAGACAAAAGUUUAGUUACUCCCUAGGUUAAAUAAUUCAUGAUGAUUGAGAAAGUUGAGUGAAGUAAGUUUCAGAAAAGCUGUAAAAUGCGCUUGAUAAAUGUAUACUCCAAUUUCUAUAAUCAUUUGACGAGCUCAAGAAUUGAUCGGAACGCGCCGGGUUUCUGACUCUGUUUUUGCUUUUCGAAUAGAAAAAAACCUCUUGUUUAAAUACGCUUUUCUUUCUUUUUUAUAAUGUUUAUUGGUUUGAAAUGAAAAAUGAGUUUCGUUGAAUUUUAUGCGUUAAAUUUGUUUCAAACCUGAUCAUCAUGAUAAGAAAAGCAUGAAGUUAAAAAAAAGGCCAAAUUUCACAGCUUAUUUGAACAAAAAAAGGCAAAAAAUGAGAAAAGACACCCGGCGCAUCCCCGCCUGACCAUCAGUACCUGAAUGGCUUACUUUCACAUGUUUCCUUAUUGAUUGCGAUCGAAAAGUUGCCAGAAGAAAAAUGAAUGAAAAAUGGUCAUAUUUGCCUUGAAAGGUGUACACAGCCAACGUUGGCCGGGACAGAAUCAUCAUGGACAUGGACGUCGCCUACGCCGGCGACGCCGAUUUCACCGUCAGUUGUAUGGGAUUCACGGGCGGGAUGAACAAUGUCCAGGUUGGUUUCUAUUUUCCGAGAGUCUUUUAAAGUCGUUUUUCUCAUAUUUUCAGCACUGGGUUGUUCAUUUUAAUUAUGAAGGUGGUAGUUUCUCAGUAGAAACGUUUUUUUAACCUGAUCUCAGAAUUUUUAUUUUUCCUAUAGGGUUUUUGAGCUCAAUUGAAAUUAUGCGGUAAAAUUUCAGUUUUCAGAUUUAGGUUUGAAGGAUCCUUGAGAGAACAAUAUUCCUAUUGAAAGCGUUUUUUUAAUUUUUUCAAGGUGAAGUUAUAUUUUGAAUAUCUUAAUGCUUGAAUUUUUGAAAUCUCGGCCGUUAUUUUCAUCAAUUUCAGUUCCAGAACGAUCUUUUUUCAUUUUUUUUAUGUUGAACGGUAUCCGGAAAAAUUAUAAAAAGAGAGAAAUCGAAAGUUUUUUUUUUAUCAAGAUCCGAUUUUUCUCCUCACAAGUUUCUCAAUUUUUCAGUUUUCUGGAAAACUUCGAGCAGUGAUGAAGCCUUUGCUGCCGUAUCCGCCAAUGGUUGGCGGCGUUUCGGCGUCUUUUCUCGAAAUGCCCGUCAGUUUUUGUACAUGAUUUGAAGAAGUUUCCGAAAAAUUUGCAGAAAAUGGAUUUCAACCUGACCGGAAUGGGCGAAAUGGUCGAACUGCCCGGGCUGAUGGACGCCAUCAAGAGUGUCAUCAAUAGUCAGGUUUGAAUAUUUGAUAUAGGAUGAAUAUUUUUCUUUCAAGAAUUCGUACGGAAAAAUUGGAUAAACUUCUUCAAGUUGUAUCUAAAAUAAUCAGUUAGAAGAGUUAACUUUGAUGCGGAGGUCUGCGAAAAAGGAAGGAAAAACACUUUUUCUAGUUUAUGUUUCUGUCAGUUUCUGCUGUCUCUUUUUGUUGAACCAGAAAGUUUUUGAUCGUUACUUUCAAAUAAAAAAGACGGCAAUUUUUUUUGAAAAGUUUUUUCUUCGAAAAGAAAAAUCUAAUUUACGAUGCUGUUUCACCCGUCCUUCUGAAUGAUCUUAAUAUUAUUUUUUAAAUUAUUAAACAAAACUUUAUUCUCACACUUUGACGCAGCGUACUGAAAAAAAAAGGAAAACUCGAAAUUUUUUUUAGAAAAACCGUGUAGUCUGGAAGUGUUGAUUAAAAAAAUAUUUUCACUAAAAGUUUUUUACAUCAUAAAAAUAAUAGUUAUAAUGUUGGAAGUUUUAAAAAGUAAAAUAAUCCAAAAAAAAAAAAUCCAAUUUUCCCUUUUUCAGUCAUUUUUUUCAAGAAAAAUCCCAUUUUAUCAUUUCCAUUGACUUUAUUCUGUUUUUUUGAGAAAAAUGAAAAAAAGACAAUUUUCAAUGUUUCCAAUCACUUUUUUUUUCUCAGAUUGCGGCGUUGGCCGUUCUUCCAAACGAAAUCGUGGUUCCCCUGGCGCCAAAUGUCGACGUCACGAAGCUCUAUUUCCCAGAACCAGAUGUUUUCCUCCGCUUCCACUCUUUCACUACAAUUUUUUGUCUAGGGUGUCAUUCGACUGAAAAUAAUCGAGGCGAGAAAUUUGGAGAAUCGCGACAUUUCCUUCAUCAAAAAAGGCAAAAGUGACCCGUACUGCGAUAUUCAAAGUUUGACCUUAUCGAAAAAAUUGAGAAAAAUCCCCAUAUUUUGAGUUGGAUCACAGUUUUUGAAGACGAGAACCAUUGAUAAUGAUUUGAAUCCGAUUUGGAACGAACAUUUCGAAGCUGUCGUUGAUCAGGUUCAUUUUCAGCGAAAGAAGUCAGUUAGGAAGUUUUUUCAGGCGAAUGGUCAGAAGCUGAGAAUCGAACUUUUUGAUGAAGAUCAAGGAAAAGACGAGGAACUAGGAAGGCUGGCCAUCGAUUUGAACAGCAUCCAAGCCCGUGGUUCUAUUGAUAAGGUUGGUUUUGAAGUGAAAUGCUUCGAAGUUGACACUCUCAAGUUUUUUUUGAAACGACAUUUAUCCAUUGACCCUCAAAUGAUAGAAAAAAGAGGUUUCGAAACGAUUUUGUUCUGCUCAAAACUUUUCCUGCGCCUUUGAAAACAUUUUCAAUAAAAAAUGUUUCCAGUGGUACCCCCUGGAAGGCUGCAAACACGGCGACCUUCACGUGAAAGCGAUGUGGAUGAACCUUUCCAGCGACCUGAAACAACUCGAAAAGCAAGAGUGGGAGUCGGAAUGGGUCGGCCAGCAGACCAAACCGAUCCAUCCGGCCCUCCUCAUGGUCUACAUCGACUCGGUCUCUGACUUGCCGGUGCGAUUCGAUCAGUUUCAAAAGAGAAAAGAAUCGGUUUUUCAGUACCCGAAGUCUAAGCUCGAACCGUCGCCGUUUGUUGAAGUUUCAUUGGGCAAGGAAACUCAGAGAACUCCGGUUAAGGUGAGAAAUUUUAUUGAGAUAAGGAAUUAUUUGAUAAAUUGACUUAUAUGAGCAUUUUUUUCUAAUUUUUUUCGAAUAAAAAAAGCUGAAAAAGCGAUCAAAAAAACGGAUGAAGUUAAAAAAAUUGGAAGGAUAGAAAUAGCCGGGUGGGAUUUGUACUCAUCAGAAUCUUGGAUUAAUGGGAAAAAAGAAUACGUUGUGUUUCAUUUGGAUUUAUAAAUUCAUAACUUCAAAAUUUUUCUUUUUUAAAAGUCAAUGAUUUAUUUCCACCUAUUUUAGGUGAAAACCGUCAAUCCGCUCUACCAGACCAAGUUUAUGUUCUUCGUUCGGCACGUUGAGGGCCAAGAACUCAGAUUUGAGGUAAAAAAAAAGAAUGAUUGGACUUAGAAAAAAUACCUUCAAGGCAAUUGACGAAGGAACCCGCCGUUCUCUGGGAACCUUCGCCUUACCCCUUAAUCAACUACUUGCCGAACCGAAACUCGAAAUCAACCAGCAAAUGUUCAUGCUCACCCUUGGCGUCCAUCAGAGCCCCAUCGUUGUGACGGCUCGUCUCAGGGUCUUUUCCAUUUUUGGACUGACCAAAUUUAUUAUGGAAGUUUAGGUACUGGUCCAAGGGAAACCGAAAAGGCAUGCGGAAAGCGAAUUGGACCACGAUAUCCUCGGAGAGUAUGGAAAUGGUGAAUGAAAAAGAAAUUAUAGAAAAUGAAGCUUUAGAUGGAGAUUGGGGGAUUUAGGUUUUAAAAAAUUUUCAAUAUAGGCGAAUUUAUGCCGUGUUCAAAGUGAUUCCGCGAAAUUCAAAAUAGCCGUCAGAGAAAGAGAAAGAUAACUAAAUUUUGGAGGGUCAGAGACCAUUUUGCAUUUCGCGGAAAUUACUUUGAACACGGCAUUAAUGUGAAAAUACGCCCUUGGAGAAGAAAAAUGGCAUUUUAAAAGAUGAUUUUUUUUAAAAGUUUUUUCAAGGUCUUCAUGGGUAUUAACAAUUUUCCAAAAUCUGGUGAUUAGAAAGACUUGAGUAAAAGUAAAUUAAAUACACCUGAAGAGCGAGUUUUUUUGAAUUUGAUGUGUUAUCUGCUAUUAUUUGAAUUUACUUUGAAAUUGAAAAAAAUAAAAUUUACUUUUCAAACUAACCUUUUCAAGUAGACUUAGCAAUUCGACAAUGCUAAUUAUAUCACUCCGACUGAUCAUUCCCAUUUCCAGCUUUCCACAUUGAGAGAGCCGAGCGAAAAGCCGAAAAUCUGAUCACAAACGGAGACGUCGCGGCAGUGGAACCGGCCAAGACCGUCAACCUGGAUGCAGGCAUUUUUGAGCCCGAGCUCAAGAACACGGCUCCAACCACUAGCGUCAGUUUGUUUGUGCUGUUUGAGCCUUUCUGAAGGAUCAUUGAUCAGUGUUUGGAGCUUGAACUCUUUGGGGAGAACAGUUUUGGGUCGACAAAUUUUGUUCCUAUUUGUUCUGAUAAGCUUCAAAAACUUUAUUGAAAGGUGUGAGACGCUACUUCAAGUGAAAAAGUUGAGAAAUUAGUGAGAUAACGUUGAAUUUCACAGUUUAUGAGAUUUUUUAUAUUUUUUUUAAUUUUCUUGAGGAUAUUUAUUCGUUAUUUUUCAAAAAGGUGCCCGAUUUAAACAAUGAAAAAACAUUAAAACAAAUCUAAAAAAUGGAUGAAAAAAUUAUUGAAAAAAAUGCUUUUAAAACGAGUUUCUGUACAUUUUAGAGUGAUAAUUGAGCUUGAAAGUCUAUUUUGAAAUUUCGGGAUUAAAAAGGAACAUUUAUUAAAACACUCUUGCACAAAAAUCCAAAUUGAAAAGAUGAUUUUUGUGAAAUAAUAGGCUUCCGUUGCAGUUGAUGAGAUCAGGAUCUCUGAAUUCGGUAGGAUCCGGCAAAUCGAGCCGUUUGGCGCGUCUGUUCCAAUCCAAGCACACGAAAAGGAAAAGCGAGUCCGAGUUUGCCGAUUCUGACUGUUGUGAGGUGAAAUAUUCGCUUUGAAGGCUGGGCGAGAUGCGCGGAGAGCUCGAAAUGGGAAUCCGGUACGCCGAGGGCACCAAGAGACUCGUCGUUCUGAUUCUGAGGGCGCGAAACCUUCUUGCCUACGACAAGAAGGGGUUCUGCAAUCCUUACAUCACGGUUUCAUCAUCUCUUCUCGAAAAACUGAAAGAAGAAUCUUCAGGUGAAACUGAUGACUUUGGAUGGGAACAAGGAAGUUUUCAAACGGAAAACCGGCACCGCCCGCAACACCACCAAUCCGAGUUAUGAUAAUCAGUGAGAAAAGGCGGAAAAGACCAUUUCGAACCGAAUAUUUUGAAGCUUCGAGUUCGAUGUCAACUCUUCUGACUUGCACAAUCACAAGUUGGUGAUCUCGGCCAAGGACGACACCAAUUACGGUGCUUUCGCUUCGAAACCAGUUCUUGGAGUUGUAAGUUCAAAGAAAUAACUCUAGUUUUGAACCUUGAGACUUUUUGAGUAAUCGAAAAUUUCUGUCCCGAAAAGUCUAAAGAGCUCUCUGAAAUCCUAAUUUUCUUUUUCUACGAAAUUGUCUCAUCUCACAGGGGGACUUCUGAAGUAGACUAGGUUCACUAGGCAAAGGUUUUGGCGUCUAUUUCGAAUGUGGUAUCAAAAGCUGCUGCGAGGGUCUGUUAAAAAUGUUAUACACUCUAAAAAUGUUAUACAGGAAAAAUUUCAAUGUAUCCGACGAGGAUUUUUUUUUUUAAUUAUCAGAUAUUGUCCUUUCGGAACAGUUUUCGAGACUAGAUUUGGAAUUAGCGUAAAAAACUUCACCCAGACAACGUGGUCUUAUUCAGAAGUCCCAAUGCGACCAAAAACCAUUCCGUAGUUACUCUGUAGACUUAACUUCAAACUUAAGAUCGAAUUCCGACUGGAUAAGAAGGAAAAUUGGGAGCUUUCGCAGCGCUGGAUCCAGUUUGAACCCGAAAGGAAAUAG
Molecule: messenger RNA, 11405 nt
Organism: Caenorhabditis auriculariae
Lineage: Eukaryota; Metazoa; Nematoda; Chromadorea; Rhabditida; Rhabditidae
Source: the annotation of a GenBank genome assembly